CAUUGUAAUGGGCGUGGUCUCCGCAUCAUCACAGCGCUGCAGCUUCACAAAGAGGAGAAGAAGAAAAGGAGCAGAAGAAGGAGAAGAAGAAAAAGAAUCAUAACCGUCCGCCGCUACAUAUUGUCUCCACCAAUCAGAAAGCAGCAGCUGCCUUCAUGGAGGUGAAGCUGAGCGCAGAACCGACGGAGCCGAGUAUGUCGCCCAGAUGACGACAGAUGACACUAUGCUGACAUAACAGCGAAUGAUUGGUCAACGACACAUCCUCCCUCCUCCCCACCUGCCGCCACCCGCUCGCCAUCCGUCCAGACAUGUUGUUGAGAAGGAAGCUGUGCGUUGUCGUGGUGAUCGCUGCCAUCCUCUUCCUCAUGCUCGCCAGUCAGAGCAUCCAGAGGAGACACUUCCUCCCAGUGUCGGCCAACAGCCGGGCCACGCCCACCGACAGGGGCUCAGUGGUCGCAGCCACAGCACCUCCUGCUGUCCAGAACAAAAAACUGACCCUCCCUCCCCCUAUCACCACCCGGUUUGAGGCCCAGGAGAAGAAGGAGGUUAAGGAGGAGAAGUCCCAGUACGCCCAGAGGCCCUGCAGUUGUCUUGAGUCCUGCAUCUCAGACCUGGAUGGGUCGGACUGGUUCAGCCAGAGAUACGACCCAGAACAGCAGCCGAUCCUCCGAGAGACCAACAACAACUUUGACCCUGCUGCUCUGAAAUGGUGGCUGGCUCUUCAGCGAUCCAGCAAAGACCAGACUUUAGAGAGCGUGAUGUCAGAGAUGUUCCAGGUCAUUUCCCCACCCACUAUGGACUUCAAGCCCCUCCCCUCCAAAUGCCGUAGUUGUGCGGUGGUCGGCAACUCUGGCAACCUGCGGCAGUCUGGAAACGGCAACUUGAUCGAUUCUCACGACUCCGUGAUCCGGAUGAACAAAGCGGUGACUCGAGGGUUUGAGAAGGAUGUCGGGAAUCGGACAACACAUCACUUCCUGUACCCGGAGAGCGCGGUGGACGUGGGCCACGGCGUCAGCCUCGUCCUGCUGCCGUUCAAACUCAGAGACUUGGAGUGGCUGACCAGCGCUCUGUCCACCGGCCAGGUCAAAAUGACCUACAUGAGGGUGAGAGACCGAGUGCAGGCCGAUAAAGACAAGGUUCUGGUGGUGAACCCGGUGUUCUUUAAGUACGUUCACGAUCAGUGGACGGAGCAUCACGGUCGCUACCCGUCCACCGGCAUGCUGGCCAUCAUCUUCGCUCUGCACAUCUGCGACCAGGUGUCUGUGUUCGGUUAUGGUGCCGACAAACUGGGGAACUGGCAUCACUACUGGGAGGAGAAUCGCUACGCCGGAGCCUUCAGGAAAACCGGCGUCCACAGCGCCGACUUUGAGACGGAGGUAAUCCACCGACUCGCCAAGGAUGGCAAGAUCAGCCUCCACCUGUGACAAAACCACUGACCUGCUGACUGACUGCAGACCAUCGAUCUGCUGACUGACGGACGGACUUAUAGACCAGCCAACCAGGAGUCCGGCUGUCGUCUGACACUAAACCAAAUCUGAGCCAGCUCUGGACCCUGUAUGCCUUAUUUUUGGGGGAUGUGGACCUAAUCAGACCCCUGUACUUCUUCUAUAUCAAUCACUAUGUCUGCCUUAAGUCAGACAUCCACACAUGCUGGAUCGAGGAUGCUGUUUGGCCGAGAUGUUUUAAAUACCUGGAUUACCAGUGGAGGCAGCUGUGGAGCUGAACAUUCUAUGUAGGAUCAGAUUUCCUCCUCUGCACGCUUCACUUGAGUGUUUUUCCGGACCUCGACCGACCGUCCUGCCGUCUGCGACUGCUGGGAUCGACCACAACAACCUUAGCUCUGAGCGGGAAACAACCACAGACUUUUUCUAUCUUUUUAUCUGAUUUUAUAGGCAUUUUACAGGGAUAACCUCUUUAUUUUUAUUAAAGCACUUUGUCCUGAAGAAGAAAUGGUGGGAAGAUGCCAUAUUGUUACUUCGCUGUCCAACCAUGUUAAGACUUCUUGCAUUUCAUAUUGUUUGUAAUCCAUCCAUUUAUUUCAGCUGAACCUUAUCCGUCCUGAUUGAGAGGAUUCUGACAGACUGGAAUCAGGACGUUUUUCUUUCGCGUCUAUUUUUGGAAGCCAGUGAUGCUUCCUGUCGACCAUAUAUGGACCUGGAGGAUAAGUGGGAGGAGGCUGUGUUUGGUUCUCGGCCUGUGUUUGAGUGUUUCUGUGAUGAUUCAACAGUCUGCACUUGGGAUGAUUAUCUGUUAAUUGAUUAAUAGGUAUUCAUUACUUAAGAGAUUAAAAUAAAUGAAACAAUAAUGUA
Messenger RNA from Acanthochromis polyacanthus (spiny chromis), 2309 nucleotides. It is a transcript of the gene st3gal8, whose product is annotated as ST3 beta-galactoside alpha-2,3-sialyltransferase 8. Gene Ontology annotation, molecular function: beta-galactoside (CMP) alpha-2,3-sialyltransferase activity. NCBI's taxonomy places the organism in Eukaryota, Metazoa, Chordata, Actinopteri, Pomacentridae. Bases 309 to 1424 code for a protein of 371 amino acids. The record is from RefSeq and is a predicted model, not a curated record. The transcript has 9 exons.